Molecule: messenger RNA, 4079 nt
Organism: Lonchura striata (white-rumped munia)
Lineage: Eukaryota; Metazoa; Chordata; Aves; Passeriformes; Estrildidae
Gene: CARD11
Product: caspase recruitment domain family member 11
Biological process (GO): positive regulation of canonical NF-kappaB signal transduction; regulation of apoptotic process
Cellular component (GO): cytoplasm
Molecular function (GO): CARD domain binding
Source: RefSeq, a predicted model, not a curated record
AGAGCACGAAUAACCUUUCCAGGACUCCUGGAGAGACACAGACUGUUGCAUGGAGGCGACGUAGAGAGUGCAGCCUGCAGCAGCUGCAGCCCCACAGCCGGUCACUCAUGGGCACCCAAGGAGCAGAGCCAGAGAUGGAUGACUGCCUGGAGACCCUGAAAGAUGAGGAGGAGGCUUUGUGGGAGAAUGUGGAGUGCAACCGGCACAUGCUGAGCCGCUACAUCAACCCAGCCAAGCUGACCCCCUACUUACGGCAGUGCAAAGUCAUCGAUGAGCAGGAUGAGGAUGAGGUGCUCAACUCACUCAUGCUGCCCUCCAAAAUUAACAGAGCAGGCCGGCUGCUGGACAUCCUCCACACCAAGGGCCAGAGGGGCUAUGUGGUGUUCUUAGAGAGCCUGGAGUUUUACUACCCUGAACUCUACAAACUGGUGACAGGGAAAGAGCCUACACGGAGAUUUUCCACUAUUGUGGUGGAGGAGGGACACGAAGGUCUUACCCAUUUCCUAAUGAAUGAGAUCAUCAAGCUCCAGCAGCAGGUGAAAACAAAAGAUGUGCAGCGCUGUGAGCUCCUGGCCAAGUCCCGCCAGCUGGAGGAUGAGAGAAAGCAACUAAAGCUGAACAAGAUCGAGCUGCUGACCUUCCAGGAGAGAUACAACAAGAUGAAGGAGGAGAGGAAUAACUACAAUGAUGAGCUGGUCAAGGUGAAAGAUGAGAACUACAAUCUGGCCAUGAGAUAUGCCCAGCUGAGUGACGAGAAGAGCAUGGCUGUGAUAAGGAGCCGUGACCUGCAGUUGGAGAUUGACCAGCUGAAACAUCGCUUGAACAAGGUGGAAGAGGAGUGCAAACUGGAGAGGAACCAGUCUUUAAAGCUGAAAAAUGAUAUUGAAAACCGACCCAAAAAGGAACAGGUUCUGGAGCUGGAGCGGGAAAAUGAGAUGAUGAAGACUAAAAUCCAGGAGUUACAGUCCAUCAUUCAGGCUGACAAGAGGGGUUUGCCAGAUUCAGACAAAGCCAUUUUGGAUAUUCUGGAACACGACCGUAAGGAGGCACUGGAGGAUCGCCAUGAGCUGGUCAACAAGAUCUUCAAUCUCCAAGAGGAGAUUCGUCAUGUGGAGGACUUGAGAGACAAGUAUCUUGAGGAGAAAGAAGAUUUGGAGUUAAAGUGCUCAACACUAGGAAAAGACUGUGAGAUGUACAAGCACCGCAUGAACACUGUGAUGAUACAGCUGGAAGAGGUAGAAAAGGAGCGAGACCAGGCGUUCCGCUCGCGCGACGAGGCUCAGACGCAGUACUCACACUGUCUGAUCGAGAAGGACAAGUACAGGAAGCAGAUCCGGGAGCUGGAGGAGAGGAACGAUGAGCUCCGCAUCGAGGUGGUGCGCAAGGAAGCGUGCAUCGUCAACCUGGAGUGCAAACUGCGGCGCCUCUCCAAGGACAGCAACUUCCUCGACCAGAGUUUGCCACGGAAUCUUCCCAUUACCGUUAUCUCCCAGGCCUUUGGGACUUCUGGCCCAAAAGCCAAUGGUCAGGAAGCCGAUGACUCCUCCACUUCUGAGGACUCUCCUGAAGACAGCAAAUUCUUCUUGCCUGAUCAAGUUCGUCUCAAGAGAAGAGUGAACCUAAAGGGGAUCCAGAUAAGUCCAAGAGCUAAAUCUCCUGUCAGCAUGAACAAAACAUCAGAGUUUCAAGCAGUCAGAGCCCAGGACGAAGACGGGGCCGAGGGCAGCGCCGGCCGCACGGACACCAGCUCCUCUGUGUCCAUCAGUAACUCCAUCAGCAGCUGUGAAGUCACCAAGAUUCAAACCCUGCGAAAUCGCAACGACAGCAUCAUGUCAACCACCCCCGAGCCCCCCGGGAACGACUCCAUCGUGCGGCGCUGCAAGGAGGACACCCCUCACUGCAGCCUGGCUGAAGAGGACAAUGACAGCUUUGGAUGUGAUGCUUUGGAGAUGGAUGACGACAGUCACGACAGGCAUUCACAUGGAGCUCCUUCAGUGCACUCUUCCUCUUCUUCUCAUCAGUCAGAAGGCCUGGAUGCCUAUGAGCUUGAGCAUGUCAACUCCAUAUUUAGAAAGUUCUCUCUGGAAAGACCCUUCCGUCCCUCUGUCACGUCUGUGGGCCGCAUGCGGAGCUCGUGUCACACGAUCCAGCGCGUGACGCUCAACGGGGACAGCCUCACCUCGGAGAUCACCCUGCUCGGGGGCAAUGACAAAGGCAGCUUCGUCAGCUCUGUCAAGACAGGCUCCCUUGCAGAGAAAGCUGGCCUUCGGGAGGGACACCAGAUCCUGCUGUUGGAGGGCUGCAUUAAAGGGGAAAAUCAAAGUGUUCCUUUGGAUACUUGCACAAAGGAAGAAGUUCACUGGACAAUUCAGAGGUGCAGUGGUCCAGUAACACUCCAGUAUAAAUCAAACCAUGAAGGGUACCGCAAGCUGCUGUCGGAGCUGGAGGAAGGGCUCAUCACCUCGGGGGACUCAUUUCACAUCCGCCUGAACCUGAACAUCUCCAGCCAGCUGGACUGCUGCUCCCUGACAGUGAAAUGUGAUGAGAUCGUCCACAUUCUUGACACCAUGUACCAGGGCAGGUGUGAGUGGCUGUGUGCCAGGGUGGAUCCCUUCACUGACAGGGACCUGGAGAUGGGGACCAUUCCCAGCUACAGCAGAGCCCAGCAACUCCUUUUGGUGAAGCUGCAGCGGUUGAUGCACAGAGGAAGCAAAGAUGAGACAGAAAACUCCUACAACACCCUUCGGGCCCUGCGGAAUACACUGCAGCCAGAGGAGCCUGCCCUGCAGAACGACCCCAAAACCAGCCCUCGCCUAUCCAGAGCAAGCUUUCUUUUGGGCCAGAUUUUACAGUUUGUCAGUAGGUCUGAGAACAAAUACAAACGAAUGAACAGCAACGAGCGGGUUCGCAUCGUCACAGGCUGGCCCUCGGGCCUGGCACUGAACUCAUCUGAAGGGAAGAAGCAGCUGCCUGAUAAACUGGAAGAUUUGGAUUCCGAGAGUGAGCUGGAUAAGAAGCUCAGUCUGAUCCCCUACAGCUUGGUGAGACCCAUCCACUGCGAGCGCAGGCGCCCCGUGCUGUUCACCCCCACCAUGCUGGCCAAGCCCUUGGUGCAGAAACUUCUCAACUCUGGAGGUGCCCUGGAAUUCAACAUAUGCAAGCCAGAUAUUGUAACAAAGGAAGAGUUCUUAAGGAAGCAAAGGACAGAGACUGUCAUCUUCAGCAGAGAAAAGAAUCUGAACACAUACGAAUGUAUUGUACCUGCCAACAUCGAGGCUGUUGCUGCCAAGAACAAGCAUUGUCUCCUGGAAGCUGGAAUAAGCUGCACGAAGGAUUUAAUCAAAGCCAAGAUAUAUCCUAUUGUUCUCUUUAUAAGAGUCUCAGAGAAAAACAUCAAGAGGUUCAGGAAACUGCUGCCGAAGCCGGAGGCCGAGGAUGAGUUUUUACGGAUGUGCCGCCUGAAGGAGAAGGAGCUGGAAGCGCUGCCUUGCCUUUAUGCCUCUGUGGAGGCAGAGGCGUGGAGCAGCAUCGAGGAUCUCAUCCGGACAAUCAAGGACAGGAUCGGGGAGGAGCAGCGGAAAACCGUCUGGAUUGAUGAGGAUCAGCUAUAAGAAGCCUCAGUAACACGGAGCUCUUUGGUGAGGAAAGGACACAUCCAGGUGGAGCAGGGCUUCUCAGAGUUCUCUGGUGAGGUGCCCAGAGCUCACUCCUGUUUCACCCUUGCUGGCAGGGCACUUCCUGCUGGCAGGAUGCACGUCUGCAAUGGUACUGGAGCUGUGUUGAAGAGCCAGAGUCUCAGAUGUUAGGAUCCGGGCUGUGGGGCAACCACCACAAUUUCUGAUCCACUGGCAUUUCUUAAGGGACAGCACCUGUUUAACACGUGAGGACAAAGAUCUUGAGAGGGAGCUUGGGGUAAUUUAUUACGUUCAAAAUAUGGAUCUCUUUGGUCUCAUUCAAAAUUUCUGAUGAGACCAAAGAAGUGGAAUCUGAAAGGGAUAAGGCAUGGGGAUUGGGCUGCAGGAUGUGGAAUUGAGAUGUGCCCCACACCCCCCUGAGGUGAGAUUCUGAAUAUACACAGC